AUGGCAUCCAAAGCAACCAAGCAUGCGAAGAAAGACACAAAAGACGACGCUAUCGCGGCUCAUGGCGAGGUUAGCAUGUCCGCUUUGACUAGCCUAUUGGAGGAACACAGAGCCGCGCUCUCUUCCGAUUUCAAAACUGCUUUGACAUCUUUAGAGGCAAAACUUGACCUCAUCCAGGCUUCGGUGUCGGACCAUGGUACACGAAUAACAUCAUUGGAAUCUAACGCAGAUGACCUCAGCGAGCGAAUUCACUCUCUGGAGGCAGUGUGCGCCGAUCUGACUGAGAACUACGCUAAACUCAAGGCCAAAACAGCAGACCUGGAGGGCCGCAGUCGGCGUAAUAAUAUCAGGAUCAUUGGCUUACCGGAGUCUAUUGAGGGUCCUCGGCCCACAGUGUUUUUUUCUGAGAUGUUGUCGGAAAUUAUGGGUGAGCAGACUUUGCCGUCUCCUCCAGAGCUCGACAGGGCUCAUCGGGCUCUGGUCGCCAAGGCGAAACAGGGCGGGAGGCCGAGAGCGGUAAUAGUCCGUUUUCAUCGUUAUCAGACCAAGGAGAUGGUGAUACGUGAAGCCCGUAAAAGAAGAGGUUCCUUGAAGUACCGUGGUAACCCGAUCGCCAUUUACGGUGACUACAGUCCGGAAGUUCUGGAUCAGCGCGCUCAGUAUCGUGGGGUAAUGGCAGAGCUUUACAAUCUUGGAUUUAAGCCAUCUCUUCUUUUCCCCGCAAGGCUGAGGAUCCUGACUAAGGAAGAAAUUAUCCACCUAAAAUGGAACCAGCAGGUAGAACGGGAGGAGGACAACCUAUGGAAUCGCCGCCUCCUCGAGUGCAUGCUAGAGCUGGAAGCUUCCUUGACCGAGGAGCGAAUCGAGCAAGUACUCGUGGAGGCAUGCGGACAGAAAGCGAUCACCGGGUCCAAGGAGAACCGAGGCCUACCCAGACAUUUUAGGGGGGGGCUGAGUGGGUGCCCGAGGGGGGCCGUGAUGGCACCCCCUCUACAUCCGGGGCCCCCUGCUGCCUUGGACUCCUCCCGCUGCCCGGGGGCCGACGCCGCCAGCACCCGACGCCGCCAGCACCUCCCGCUGCCCUGUGAACCUGCCCAGGACUGGUCGCCGCCCAGGCCCGCCGGGGACUGGCCGCGACGCCCGGCCCGCUGGGCACUGGCCGCCGACGCCCGGCCCGCAGAGGGCUACUGUCUCGGCCACCACGGCGCCCUCUCCUGUCCCGCCCACCAAUGGCGCAUGGCCCUCCUCCGCCGGUGGGGGUUCUUAACUGCCCCGCCCCCCCUCUCUUGGGUCAGGGUUCGUGUUGGCCCCUCCGGUGGCCAGGCCUUUGGGGGGGAGAGUGGACAGAUCAGGCUGGUCAGUGGGACCGAUCGUUGCUCUGGCCGAGUGGAGGUCUAUUACAGUGACCAGUGGGGGACAGUGUGUGAUGAUGACUGGGAUAUGAUGGAUGCAGAGGUGGUGUGUAGACAGCUCAACUGUGGGAGUGCUGUCAGUGCCCCAGGGAGCGCCCACUUCGGUGAGGGCAGUGAGCCGACCUGGAUGGAUGAUGUUGGGUGCUCCGGUGGUGAAAGAGAUCUAACACAGUGUUCUCAUAUUGGAUUUGGAAAAGAGAACUGUGGUCAUGGUGAAGAUGCUGGUGUUGUCUGCUCAGGUCCCCAGAUCAGGCUGGUCAAUGGGAUCAGUUUUUGCUCUGGUAGAGUGGAGGUCUAUUACAGUGACCAGUGGGGGACAGUGUGUGAUGAUGCCUGGGAUAUGAAGGACGCAGAGGUGGUGUGUAGACAGCUCAACUGUGGGAGUGCUGUCAGUGCCCCAGGGAACGCCCAUUUCGGUCAGGGCAGUGAGCCGACCUGGAUGGAUGAUGUUGGGUGCUCCGGUGGUGAAAGAUAUCUAACACAGUGUUCUCAUAAUGGAUUUGGGAAAGAGGACUGUGGUCAUGGUGAAGAUGCUGGUGUUGUCUGCUCAGGUCCCCAGAUAAGGCUGGUCAAUGGGAUCAGUUUUUGCUCUGGUAGAGUGGAGGUCUAUUACAGUGGCCAGUGGGGGACAGUGUGUGAUGAUGACUGGGAUAUGAUGGAUGCAGAGGUGGUGUGUAGACAGCUCAACUGUGGGAGUUCUGUCAGUGCCCCAGGGAGCGCCCACUUCGGUCAGGGCAGUGAGCCAACCUGGAUGGAUAAUGUUGGGUGCUCCGGUGGUGAAAGAGAUCUAACACAGUGUUCUCAUAAUGGAUUUGGGAAAGAGGACUGUGGUCAUGGUGAAGAUGCUGGUGUUGUCUGCUCAGAAUUAGGUCCCCAGAUCAGGCUGGUCAAUGGGACUGGUCUUUGCUCUGGCAGAGUGGAGGUCUAUUACAGUGGCCAGUGGGGGACAGUGUGUGAUGAUGACUGGGAUAUGAUGGAUGCAGAGGUGGUGUGUAGACAGCUCAACUGUGGGAGUGCUGUGAGUGCCCCAGGGAACGACCACUUCGGUCAGGGCAGUGGGCCAACCUGGAUGGAUGAUGUUGUGUGCUCUGGCAAAGAAAGCACACUGACACAGUGCCCACACAAUACAACACACAACUGCAAACAUGGUGGAGAUUCUGGUGUUUUCUGCGUAUCAGGUUUAACCUUGAAGACACCCUCUUUCUCGAUAACGUCAUCCCAUUCAGUUUUCUCCCCUGGUGAAACGGUUGAGUUCAUUUGCUCUGUCAGUCAGCGAAUUCCCAUCACAGUAAACUUUGAUUUACAUAGGGAAGGAUCUUCAAUAAUGACCCAGGCAUUACAAACUAAUCAGACUAGUGCCAAUUUCACAUUGACCAGACUGCAAUCUUCAGCUCAGGGAAAGUACAGUUGUCUACAAAACUGGACACGGAAUGGUCAAACAAUUAUCAGUUCUUCCAGCAACUCAGUGAACAUCACUAUUGGUCCCCAGAUCAGGCUGGUCAAUGGGACUGGUCUUUGCUCUGGCAGAGUGGAGGUCUAUUACAGUGGCCAGUGGAGGACAGUGUGUGAUGAUGACUGGGAUAUGAUGGAUGCAGAGGUGGUGUGUAGACAGCUCAACUGUGGGAGUGCUGUGAGUGCCCCAGGGAACGGCCACUUCGGUCAGGGCAGUGGGCCAACCUGGAUGGAUGAUGUUGUGUGCUCUGGCAAUGAAAGCACACUGACACAGUGCCCACACAAUACAACACACAACUGCAAACAUGGUGAAGAUUCUGGUGUUUUCUGCUUAUCAGGUUUAACCUUGAAGACACCCUCUUUCUCGAUAACGUCAUCCCAUUCAGUUUUCUCCCCUGGUGAAACGGUUGAGUUCAUUUGCUCUGUCAGUCAGCGAAUUCCCAUCACAGUAAACUUUGAUUUACAUAGGGAAGGAUCUUCAAUAAUGACCCAGGCAUUACAAACUAAUCAGACUAGUGCCAAUUUCACAUUGACCAGACUGCAAUCUUCAGCUCAGGGAAAGUACAGUUGUCUACAAAACUGGACACGGAAUGGUCAAACAAUUAUCAGUUCUUCCAGCAACUCAGUGAACAUCACUAUUGGUCCCCAGAUCAGGCUGGUCAAUGGGACUGGUCUUUGCUCUGGCAGAGUGGAGGUCUAUUACAGUGGCCAGUGGAGGACAGUGUGUGAUGAUGACUGGGAUAUGAUGGAUGCAGAGGUGGUGUGUAGACAGCUCAACUGUGGGAGUGCUGUGAGUGCCCCAGGGAACGGCCACUUCGGUCAGGGCAGUGGGCCAACCUGGAUGGAUGAUGUUGUGUGCUCUGGCAAUGAAAGCACACUGACACAGUGCCCACACAAUACAACACACAACUGCAAACAUGGUGAAGAUUCUGGUGUUUUCUGCUUAUCAGGUUUAACCUUGAAGACACCCUCUUUCUCGAUAACGUCAUCCCAUUCAGUUUUCUCCCCUGGUGAAACGGUUGAGUUCAUUUGCUCUGUCAGUCAGCGAAUUCCCAUCACAGUAAACUUUGAUUUACAUAGGGAAGGAUCUUCAAUAAUGACCCAGGCAUUACAAACUAAUCAGACUAGUGCCAAUUUCACAUUGACCAGACUGCAAUCUUCAGCUCAGGGAAAGUACAGUUGUCUACAAAACUGGACACGGAAUGGUCAAACAAUUAUCAGUUCUUCCAGCAACUCAGUGAACAUCACUAUUGGUCCCCAGAUCAGGCUGGUCAAUGGGACUGGUCUUUGCUCUGGCAGAGUGGAGGUCUAUUACAGUGGCCAGUGGAGGACAGUGUGUGAUGAUGACUGGGAUAUGAUGGAUGCAGAGGUGGUGUGUAGACAGCUCAACUGUGGGAGUGCUGUGAGUGCCCCAGGGAACGGCCACUUCGGUCAGGGCAGUGGGCCAACCUGGAUGGAUGAUGUUGUGUGCUCUGGCAAUGAAAGCACACUGACACAGUGCCCACACAAUACAACACACAACUGCAAACAUGGUGAAGAUUCUGGUGUUUUCUGCUUAUCAGGUUUAACCUUGAAGACACCCUCUUUCUCGAUAACGUCAUCCCAUUCAGUUUUCUCCCCUGGUGAAACGGUUGAGUUCAUUUGCUCUGUCAGUCAGCGAAUUCCCAUCACAGUAAACUUUGAUUUACAUAGGGAAGGAUCUUCAAUAAUGACCCAGGCAUUACAAACUAAUCAGACUAGUGCCAAUUUCACAUUGACCAGACUGCAAUCUUCAGCUCAGGGAAAGUACAGUUGUCUACAAAACUGGACACGGAAUGGUCAAACAAUUAUCAGUUCUUCCAGCAACUCAGUGAACAUCACUAUUGGUCCCCAGAUCAGGCUGGUCAAUGGGACUGGUCUUUGCUCUGGCAGAGUGGAGGUCUAUUACAGUGGCCAGUGGAGGACAGUGUGUGAUGAUGACUGGGAUAUGAUGGAUGCAGAGGUGGUGUGUAGACAGCUCAACUGUGGGAGUGCUGUGAGUGCCCCAGGGAACGGCCACUUCGGUCAGGGCAGUGGGCCAACCUGGAUGGAUGAUGUUGUGUGCUCUGGCAAUGAAAGCACACUGACACAGUGCCCACACAAUACAACACACAACUGCAAACAUGGUGAAGAUUCUGGUGUUUUCUGCUUAUCAGGUUUAACCUUGAAGACACCCUCUUUCUCGAUAACGUCAUCCCAUUCAGUUUUCUCCCCUGGUGAAACGGUUGAGUUCAUUUGCUCUGUCAGUCAGCGAAUUCCCAUCACAGUAAACUUUGAUUUACAUAGGGAAGGAUCUUCAAUAAUGACCCAGGCAUUACAAACUAAUCAGACUAGUGCCAAUUUCACAUUGACCAGACUGCAAUCUUCAGCUCAGGGAAAGUACAGUUGUCUACAAAACUGGACACGGAAUGGUCAAACAAUUAUCAGUUCUUCCAGCAACUCAGUGAACAUCACUAUUGGUCCCCAGAUCAGGCUGGUCAAUGGGACUGGUCUUUGCUCUGGCAGAGUGGAGGUCUAUUACAGUGGCCAGUGGAGGACAGUGUGUGAUGAUGACUGGGAUAUGAUGGAUGCAGAGGUGGUGUGUAGACAGCUCAACUGUGGGAGUGCUGUGAGUGCCCCAGGGAACGGCCACUUCGGUCAGGGCAGUGGGCCAACCUGGAUGGAUGAUGUUGUGUGCUCUGGCAAUGAAAGCACACUGACACAGUGCCCACACAAUACAACACACAACUGCAAACAUGGUGAAGAUUCUGGUGUUUUCUGCUUAUCAGGUUUAACCUUGAAGACACCCUCUUUCUCGAUAACGUCAUCCCAUUCAGUUUUCUCCCCUGGUGAAACGGUUGAGUUCAUUUGCUCUGUCAGUCAGCGAAUUCCCACCACAGUAAACUUUGAUUUACAUAGGGAAGGAUCUUCAAUAAUGACCCAGGCAUUACAAACUAAUCAGACUAGUGCCAAUUUCACAUUGACCAGACUGCAAUCUUCAGCUCAGGGAAAGUACAGUUGUCUACAAAACUGGACACGGAAUGGUCAAACAAUUAUCAGUUCUUCCAGCAACUCAGUGAACAUCACUAUUGGUCCCCAGAUCAGGCUGGUCAAUGGGACUGGUCUUUGCUCUGGCAGAGUGGAGGUCUAUUACAGUGGCCAGUGGAGGACAGUGUGUGAUGAUGACUGGGAUAUGAUGGAUGCAGAGGUGGUGUGUAGACAGCUCAACUGUGGGAGUGCUGUGAGUGCCCCAGGGAACGGCCACUUCGGUCAGGGCAGUGGGCCAACCUGGAUGGAUGAUGUUGUGUGCUCUGGCAAUGAAAGCACACUGACACAGUGCCCACACAAUACAACACACAACUGCAAACAUGGUGAAGAUUCUGGUGUUUUCUGCUUAUCAGGUUUAACCUUGAAGACACCCUCUUUCUCGAUAACGUCAUCCCAUUCAGUUUUCUCCCCUGGUGAAACGGUUGAGUUCAUUUGCUCUGUCAGUCAGCGAAUUCCCACCACAGUAAACUUUGAUUUACAUAGGGAAGGAUCUUCAAUAAUGACCCAGGCAUUACAAACUAAUCAGACUAGUGCCAAUUUCACAUUGACCAGACUGCAAUCUUCAGCUCAGGGAAAGUACAGUUGUCUACAAAACUGGACACGGAAUGGUCAAACAAUUAUCAGUUCUUCCAGCAACUCAGUGAACAUCACUAUUGUUAUCCUUCCACCACCUAGAAUUUCCCUCACUGCUCCAAAUGGUUCAAUGGUCUGGGGAUCUAAGCAGUCAGAGGUUACCAGGGGCCACAUCUUCUCCAUCACCUGCUCCAUUCAGCUACAGUAUCCUGGGGGCCUCUUCCAUCUGGACUUCUCUGGGACCAACAGGACUGAGACUAAGCCAGCAGUCAACCACUCUGCCUCCUUUCACUUCCCUGUUGCAGAGUAUAAACAUGAGGGGAACUACAGCUGUAGCUAUGAAGUCAACGUUACCACCCGAACCUUUCAUUCUACUAGAUCAGAGUUACUGACAGUCAGCAUUCAAGCCUCUCCAGUCCUCGUUACUGUUUCUGGCGCAGCGGUUGGGAUUCUUCUCCUACUGAUACUGGUGGCCGUUUCCUGGGUGGUCUGGAGGAAGAGGAUGAACAGACCUCCACCCAUGACCAUGUCCCAAAGACAAUGUGGAAAUUGUGAAGAUGAAAAGGACUACAUCAACAUGGAAACCAUUGACAACCAAAGAUAUGACGACCUGGAGACAAGAUACUGUGCAGGACGGACCGCUCCAAGAGCCACAACCAGAGUUGGAAAUAAUGAAGAUAGAUCAAAGGCUACAGAGACCAUAAAUGAAAUUCCAGAUUCAUUCACAGAGAUGGCCAUUGCUGAUGAAAGUGGGAAUGACUAUGAAGAAGAUGAAAACAUUUAUGAACAUUUGGGCUGAGCUAUUUUUUAUAAUAUUUUUUACCAUGAUUUAACUUGGUAAGCCAAUUGACAACCAAUUCUUAUUUACAAACUGUCCAAAGCCAUAACAACUGCAAUAAAAUCCUCAAUUGCAUAUGAAUAUAAAAAAUAAACAAUAAAUUACAGUUAAAAACAACAAAAAAAAUGCAAUGGGAUAAGACAGAGAUGAGAAAGAAUUAUAUAAUAAUAUACAUUUUCACAUCAAUUAAAGUGGGUAUGGUGCUGUUCACUGUAGUUAACAAUUUGAGUUUGAAUGAGCAGUGACAGGUAUCUACGGGAGUGCAGAUUUCUGUUGGGUUGGCUGAUAUUUGGGAACAAACUGAGGUAAGGCAGGGAUUUGCUUAAGCGGGACUUGUAGAUGCACUUGGUGGGACAUUUUGUUUUAUCUGAAAUGUAAGUGUAAUAGCAUUUUCACAUAGAACAUGCAUUUCUGCAUUACAUGGUUUAAAAACUGUUAAUUUUGUGUGAUUUGUUAAAUUGGGUUACCUUUUAUCAAUGAAUAGGUUUGGAAUUUGGAGUUCCACCAAAUAUAAAAAAAUUACUAUCACAUAUCACAUUGACUAAGA
This is a messenger RNA of Esox lucius (northern pike), 7867 nucleotides long. RefSeq names its product deleted in malignant brain tumors 1 protein-like. The transcript has 25 exons. The record is from RefSeq and is a predicted model, not a curated record. Bases 1 to 7281 code for a protein of 2426 amino acids. Gene Ontology annotation, cellular component: membrane. NCBI's taxonomy places the organism in Eukaryota, Metazoa, Chordata, Actinopteri, Esociformes, Esocidae.